Nycticebus coucang (slow loris) is the source of this 1532-nucleotide messenger RNA. It is a transcript of the gene HEXIM2, whose product is annotated as HEXIM P-TEFb complex subunit 2. Gene Ontology annotation, molecular function: cyclin-dependent protein serine/threonine kinase inhibitor activity; 7SK snRNA binding. The record is from RefSeq and is a predicted model, not a curated record. The transcript is spliced from 5 exons. Gene Ontology annotation, biological process: negative regulation of cyclin-dependent protein serine/threonine kinase activity; negative regulation of transcription by RNA polymerase II. Bases 470 to 1327 code for a protein of 285 amino acids. NCBI's taxonomy places the organism in Eukaryota, Metazoa, Chordata, Mammalia, Primates, Lorisidae. Gene Ontology annotation, cellular component: nucleus; cytoplasm; nucleoplasm.
CCCAGGCUGAAUGGGGGUGGGGAGAGAAGUCGGCAGAGCUCGGCCUCAGGAUCCGCACCCCUGUGGAAGGACGGCAGAGAGGAAUCGUUUCACCGGCCUCUCCCCUGUUGGGGUCUCGGGAAACACGCGCUCGGGAAAGGUGGGUCCCGAUUGUGCUUACGCACAGCUAAUCGCUGAGGCAAGUGAGAAUAUUGGCAGAAGAUUUCGCCAAUCGAAGGAGGAUAGAAGAACUACAAUCCCCAACAGGCGUCGCGCUGCCAAGCUGUUCCCUCCCCCCACUUCAGUGCCUUGAGCGACUUGACCAGAGCUGCUGCAACUGCAGCAAGAGGUAGGGCUGAGGCGUUGGGAAUGGCACAGACAGGCGGUCGCACAGAAAGACACACAGAUGUAGUCGUGUGCAUAGUCCUGACAGCGAAUAGGUGUCACUAGUUAAAAAAGGCAUCUGCUGAAAGAUUUGGAACAGAAGAAAAUGGCCACUCCGAACCAGACCAACUAUAACACAGAGUCACCAGCAGUCCUGGAGGAGGCCAAGACCUUUAGUGCUCCAGGAAGUCCCAGAACACCUCCUGAGCCUCAUGACUCUGGCGAUUCCUUGCCCCUGCCACUCCAGAUGGAGAGCCACUCAGAGGACGAGGAUCUUGCUGGGGCUGAGGGUGGCCUGGGCUGGAACGGUAGGGGUCCCCAGACCCAGAGCCCAGGGGCCUGUUCAGCAGAGGCUGUGCUAGGCCGGAAGAAACACCGUCGAAGGCCAUCAAAGCGCAAGCGGCACUGGCGACCCUACCUGGAGCUGAGCUGGGCUGAGAAGCAACAGCGGGAUGAGCGGCAGAGUCAGAGGGCCUCGCGUGUUCGCCAGGAGAUGUUCGCCAAGGGCCAGCCGGUGGCACCCUACAACACCACUCAGUUCUUGAUGAAUGACCGAGACCCAGAGGAGCCCAACUUGGAUGUGCCCCACAGCAUCUCCCACCCAGGGUCCAGUGGGGAGAGUGAGGCAGGGGACAGUGAUGGGCGGGGCCGAGCUCAAGGUGAGUUUCAGCAGCGGGAGUUCUCUGAGGCGUAUGAACGCUACCACACAGAGAGCCUGCAGGGCCGUAGCAAGCAGGAGCUGGUGCGAGACUACCUAGAGCUGGAGAAGCGGCUGUCGCAGGCUGAGGAGGAGACAAGGAGGCUGCAGCGGCUGCAGGUGUAUACUGGCCAGCAACCCUGUAGCCAGGUGGAGCAACUGGCAGCAGAGGUGGAGAGGCUGCGGACUGAGAACCAGCGGCUUCGCCAGGAGAACGAGAUGUGGAACCGAGAGGGCAGCCAUCGCAGUGAGGAGCUGGGCACCUAGGGGGACCCAUGGAGAAAGUCCUAUUUCAUGCCCAUUCAGGCCAGCUGGGUCUCCAGGAGGCAGAUGGCAGAAGAAAACCACUGUCAGCACUCUGUGUCCCCUGAGAACAGCUGAAAUAGGUUCAGACUUCCUCCUCGUCAUUUCCACAGUUGGUUCUUUGCUGUCAUCUUACUUUUUACAGAGAAAUUAAAUGGUCUUGGUGAGA